Stegodyphus dumicola is the source of this 1376-nucleotide messenger RNA. Its product is annotated as SMC5-SMC6 complex localization factor protein 1-like. Gene Ontology annotation, molecular function: protein binding. Gene Ontology annotation, biological process: DNA damage response; protein localization to site of double-strand break; positive regulation of double-strand break repair. Lineage: Eukaryota; Metazoa; Arthropoda; Arachnida; Araneae; Eresidae. Gene Ontology annotation, cellular component: nucleus; site of double-strand break. The record is from RefSeq and is a predicted model, not a curated record.
GGUGUUUGUCAACUUUUACAUGACAUGUUGUGUUUAAUUGUUAAAUGCAUUAUUCAGUGGCGACCUAACACUUUUGAUGCAGAAGCAUUUAAUAACCCUUCUUUACAUGAUGUUGCUAAGACUAUAGUAACAUAUUGCAAAGAUGCAUUUGCUUCACCAAGUAAUUUAAGGAUAUUUAUACAGUCAUCACCACUGAAGUUCUUGCAAGCUAAAAUAUGUGAACGAAAGAUGACAGAAAUGAUUUACCAUAUUCAUCGUCUUCAAGCAUAUGACGUACUGACAUUGAAGAAAAUUGUUGAUGUUUUUAUGUUUCCUAGUGAUAAAAGUAAAAAGACAAAUACACAAGAAAAAAAUGGAUCAACAAGUAGAUCAUGCAACAGAAACCUUGUUGUAAAAUCAAGUGUAAAAGGGAACACAAAGCUGCAUGAAAGUUGUAAAAAAAACAAAUAUGGGGACUUGAUGGAUCUUGUAAGAUCAUGUGGCAAAGACAUAAAUGCGAAAAAUGAUAGACAGCGUACUCCUCUGCAUGAAGCGUGUUUAGCAGAGAGUUACUUUUGUGCUCACAUUCUCUUAAGCGAAACUGGAAAAGGUUUUUCUUUAUAUAAUAUCCCUCCAGUGGACAUAAAUGCAUCAGAUAGUGAGGGGUUCACUCCUCUUCAUUAUGCUGUUGCAAAGAAUUUAGUUCCAGUAGCAAAAGAACUAUUAGACCGAGGAGGUCUCCAGUUGUUAAAUGCAGUUGACAAGAAAGGUAGGAAACCAGACUAUUUCAUAAAAACACAAGAGAUGAGAGAUAUAAUUGAAAAUGUGUCAGCCAUUUUUGUUGGGAAAGGUGUUAAACAUGAAGUUCCUAAUUUUAAUAAUUACAAAAAUUAUGCUCUUUAUUUAAUUGCACUGAACUUUUUGCUUUCUUUUUAUUCAAAUAUGUUCAAUUUGUAUAAGUUUGUAUUUUCCAAGAAACAUAAAAUUGUUGUUAAAAGUCACAAGAAAAAAGAAUGUGCCCACUUUGUAUCAAGUCCUGAAACUAUUGUUUGUGAUGAAGAUUCAGAAUUUAUUGAAGAAAUGCCAGGACUAAUUGACACUUUUAUGGAAUCUGUGAAACUGCAAACUAAAGAAAAAGAAUUCCAUAUUGAUUUGGAGUUGCUGGCUUUCAAAGUGUAUGCAUCUAGUCUAGUAGAAUAAUUUAGUCCAUUUUUCUACUUUUGUAUUCAUAUUGUAUACUUACUGUAUAAUUUACCAAAAACUAAAGUGCUCUAAAUAUUCAUUUGGUGUGCAACUGUAAAGAAUGAGAUGUGAAUUUGUGUUUUAAAAUUGUGUAGACAGCAUUGUAUAAAUAAUGUAGCACGACCUUCAUUGUAUAAAUAAUUUUUCAUCAUAUA